AUGAAGGCUUCUUUCCUCCCCUUGCUCUUGGCCGGGCUAACAGGGGUGUCAGCCGCCUCCAUUGCUGACGCUCCUCAGUGCGCUAUAUCCUGCGCUCUUUCGGCUCUUCCCCAAUCACCUUGCACCAUCUCGAAUCAAUCAUGUCUUUGUGUCGAUCCGACUUUCAACAGGCUUGUUGGCGACUGCGUCAAAGAUGCGUGCACGAUAAAGGAAGCAUUGGCUGUUACAAACUUGACGUGGUCGUCCUGCGGGUUUCCCCUGACUGAUCGGACGAGUACGGCGCGAUACACGACAAUCUUUUUAUUCAUCCUACCGGUGGUUUUCAUGGCAAUCAGACUGUCGGCCAGGUUUAUGCGUCUUGCGCCCUGGGGCGCAGAAGAUACAGCGAUAUGUAUCGCUUUUGUAUGCGUGCCAAUCCAACGUUCCAAGCGCGUUCAAGAAUACAAGUCUGAUACGGAUAUAGGCGUUUUUGAUACCUUUUCCGCCGAUCAUCUUCACCAUGAUGCGAUAUGGUUUAGGACGAGAUAUCUGGACAUUGCAGCCCUCCUGUUCGUUCUCCAACUCUUUUACAUCUCAGGACUGGCAGUCAUAAAGGCAUCGGUAAUAUACUUGUACAUACGAGUCUUUAACAUUCAAGGCUUCAGGACCCUUCUCUGGUGCACGCAGAUUUUCAACUUUCUUCUCGGGGGAGGCUACAUCUUGCUCAGCCUCGUUCAGUGCCAGCCAUUCCAGCACUAUUGGAACGGGUGGGAUGGCGAGCAAGAUGGCCACUGCGCAGAUCUUAACACAAUCGGCUUGACGCACGUAGCGUUUAACAUUGCGCUCGACGUGUGGAUGCUGAUUUUACCGGCGACGCAACUGUAUAAGCUUAACAUGGAGCUCAAGAAGAAAAUCGGCGUGAUGGCGAUGUUCAGUGUAGGCGUUUUCCUCACUUCAGUCAGCAUUAUACGGAUCAAAAGUCUUCUGGUCUUUGCUACGAGCUUCAAUAUCACUGCCGAGUGCCUUUGGGGUAUUAUUUGGUCCUAUGUAGAGCUCUGCGUGGGGAUCUUCGUUGCCUGCAUGCCUGCCGCCCGACAGCUUGCGUGGAGGUUCUUCCCCAAACUUGUCAAUUACACCCGGGAAUCACUUACGGGGUCAAGUAAAUCGAAGCGUGAGGUGCAGAACGAGGAACUCACACCUAUCGCCAAGGGCAGACAGUCCUCAAAGUCAGGUACUUUAUCGUCAAACAUAACGCAAUCGAACGCAGGGUCUGUCAUGGACCCCAAUACACCUCGGAGCGCAACGUUUGGUUAUCCACAGUCAGAUGAUGUCAUUAUGGUUCAUGAAAGAAAGGAAUGA
Colletotrichum costaricense is the source of this 1338-nucleotide messenger RNA. RefSeq lists its product as uncharacterized. The transcript has 7 exons. The record is from RefSeq and is a predicted model, not a curated record. Bases 1 to 1338 code for a protein of 445 amino acids. NCBI's taxonomy places the organism in Eukaryota, Fungi, Ascomycota, Sordariomycetes, Glomerellales, Glomerellaceae.